Moneuplotes crassus is the source of this 1547-nucleotide messenger RNA. Lineage: Eukaryota; Ciliophora; Spirotrichea; Euplotida; Euplotidae. The record is from the annotation of a GenBank genome assembly.
AUGUCUCAAAAGAAUAUAGCCACUGUAGAAAGGAGGAAAUCCUUAGCAGUGAAUCCUUCUCAGACCAAAAGACUUAUAAGUCCUCUAAAGCUCUAUAAUAAUGAUAGCUCAACUAGCAGUGAGGAUGAAGUUAGCGAAGAGAGAAAUGAGCAUGAGAGGAGGGAAGAGUACUCGGUACAGAUUGAUGGGAUGAAGAUAGCGCUUGUUGCAAUUUUGGUGAUGAUUUUUGGACUGAUAUUGAAAGAAUCUAUGUCUGAUUAUGAAAUUAGUCUGAUAUAUGCAUUGAGAGGGUAUAGUAGCCACAACCAUGUUCUUGAGAUCAUAUGCUCAUGGGUCCUUGUUUUUACAGAUCUGAAUUUUAUUGAGUAUGCUCUUGUUGCAAUUUACUUAUUCUCAGACCCAUUAUUGGCGUACAAAUCAACUUUUCUCAUGGAAAUUCAGAUAUUUUUUGUUGCAAUAUUAAAACUCAUCUCAACAUCCCCCAGACCUUGCUGGAUUGAGGAUAAAAUGAAUGUACACUUUUGCUCUCUCGAUUACUCAGGCCCCUCAGACCAUAUCUGAGUUGGAGCUCAGUUCUAUACCUACAUAGCCAUAAUAUUCUUCUACAAAUAUGCUGAGGAGAAGAGUCUUUGCCUCAUCACAGGUUUACUGAUUUUGAUAUAUAUCUUCAUAUUCUUGACAGGUUUCUCUCUAUUUUAUCUAGCACAAACUUUCAUCUUUGAAUGCUUUGCUGGGAUUAUUUACUGCAUCUUGAUAGUUGUAACCUUCAUCCGGCUUGAUAAAAUUAUUCAAAGGUACUGCACUUCCUUGUGCUUCGAUAAUUUCCAAUCAAGGCGUAAAUAAGUUCACCUUACUAUUCUCAUGUAUUGGAGCAUUUCUGGUGAUUUUGGUUUACUAUAAGCUCUCUAUUGAUGACUUAGAGAUUGAGUCUUCGUACCUAAGAUCUAACUCUUUGAAGCAUAAGAAGUUCAACUAUAAGUUAGGAAUGGAUUAUACUUUCUUUGAUUUAUCAAAAAUAUUCACUCUAAUCGGAGCUACUUUUGGAGCCUGAUUUGCUUCUUCCAAUAUUGAGGGGUACCUUUCACAGGAUACACCUACGCAAAAAUAGGGUCAUUAGGACGAUCUUAGGGCUCGGGCUUAUGUACGGGCUAAACUUUCUAUCAAGCUUGAUCCCUGUUGAUAAUUAUUUAACAGAUUAUUGCUUAAGGAAGAUACUUCCGAAUAUUUUGGUUUCUUAUGCAAUUUAUGGCUUGUUUCCUUAUUCAUGGAAGUACAUCCGGUUGAUAGAGGUGUACCAAGGGAACUCAACUGAAACUGAUGCCUCAUUCGUUGAGAAUAAGGAUUAUGCUAGUGACAGAAUUGAUGAAGCUAGUGAGAGUAAAAGUGAAGACGAGUAUAAACCUCCACGACUUCUCCAGGAAAGAGAUAAUGAGGAGGAGGAUGGUUAUACAGGAAGUUACACUCAGAGCCAAGAAUCUCAUAUUAAUGCUGCUUCAGAUGAUCCUUAUUUCAAAAGAAAUGUUUAGAAUUCUCCCAUUUUGAAAAAU